CUUGUACCACAGUAAAGGUACUUGUACCUCCACACCGUGUUUAUAGGUACUUGUACCACAGUAAAGGUACUUGUACCUCCACACCGUGUUUAUAGGUACUUGUACCACAGUAAAGGUACUUGUACCUCCACACAGUGUUUACAGCCCCUCCCCCACCGGCUCCUCCUCCCGGAUCCGCUAGCCAGCUAGCCGCCGUGAACCCGACCGAAGGGGCUUUAAAACGGACCCCAGACCUGCAGAAGGCCUCCCGGACGAGUCUGGUUCUCCUGCAUGAGCAGCCUUCAGCCGUUCACCACGACACAAACGUCCCCACGUGGCGCUCGUUCGCUGGAUUCCCGACGCGAUGGCCGGCUAGCGAGCAGCCCAAAGCUAGCCGGCGGUUCGCGGGUCCUGUAGCCGGGACGCAGCGCCGCUAGCCCCGCAGCGAACUCCCUGGUUUUACGGCCUUUUUUAGAUCAGUUUCCGCUCCAUGUUUUCUUUAAUGUAACCGGAAUUAUGUAUAUUCGUUUACAAAUCAAAUUAUCAAUCAAUUAGCGUUCUGUUUGAAAUAUGUAGGUCAUCGAUAACCAGCUGGUUAAACUAGCUAGUUAGUUAAGCUAGUGAACCCGUUAGCACCAGCAGCUGCUUAGCACGGCAGCUAGCUGGCCUUCUUCUAUUUUUCAGUCAUUAAAAACAUUAAGAGAAAACAACAACGGUUGUUUACAUGCGUGUGUUCGCGAGGAUUAAUCUCCAGCUUCGGUUUCCGAGGUUUUUUAAUUAAUUUAUUUAUUGUUAAUAUUUUGGGGUAAUAAGUUUAGCUUAGCUCUGAUCCUACUAAGCUAAGCUAACGGAGCAGCUUCACUAAUCCACCAGGAGUCUACGGGAUCAUGCCGAGCGCGGCGCCGCGUUCCCUCGCCGCCUAGCCGGCAGAGCGGACCAUUUCCUGGGCUCCGCUGAGCGGCGGGAUGGCCUUUCACGGCGCGGGCCGGCAGACCGUCUGUGGAGACCUGUUUCCGGGCUCCGAGCUGGGCCACAAGUAUUUCUGUGUCAACUCCUCCUGUGGAGUUCCCUCCACGGGCCUCAGCGCCACCCCGUGCCUGACCGGACCCACCGCCCCGGCCGGGACGCCCCGCCACCCCACGGCGAUGGGGGGGAGCACCGGCGGAGGCGCUGCGGUGCCUCAGCCCUACAGUAACCCGGCCAGCGAGGUGCCCAGUCCCGCAGAGAUGGAGCCCGACCGCCCCAUCGGCUACGGAGCGUUUGGUGUCGUCUGGUCCGUCACGGAUCCGAGAGACGGUCGCAAAGUGGCUUUGAAGAAGAUGCCCAAUGUCUUCCAGAACCUGGUCUCCUGCAAGAGGGUCUUCAGAGAGCUGCGGAUGCUGUGCUUCUUCAAACACGACAACGUUUUGUCAGCGUUGGACAUUUUGCAGCCUCCACAGAUCGACUGCUUCGAGGAAAUCUACGUGAUCACGGAGCUGAUGCAGAGCGACCUCCACAAAGUGAUCGUGUCUCCUCAGCCGCUCACCACCGACCACAUCAAGGUCUUCCUCUAUCAGAUCCUCCGAGGGCUGAAGUAUCUUCACUCUGCUGGGAUUCUCCACCGAGACAUCAAACCUGGAAACCUGCUGGUCAACAGCAACUGUCUGCUCAAGAUUUGUGACUUCGGCUUGGCGCGCGUGGAGGAGCCCGACCCGACCCGUCACAUGACCCAGGAGGUGGUGACUCAGUACUACCGGGCGCCGGAGGUGCUGAUGGGCUGCCGGCACUACGGCUCGGCCAUCGACGUCUGGUCGGUCGGCUGCAUCUUCGCCGAGCUGCUGGGGAGGCGCAUCCUAUUCCAGGCGCAGAGCCCCAUUCAGCAGCUGGAUCUGAUCACAGACCUGCUGGGGACGCCCCCCCUGUCGGCCCUGUCGGCGGCCUGCGAGGGAGCCAGAGCCCACAUCCUGAGGGGGCCCCACAAACCGCCGUCGCUGUCGGUGCUCUACAUGCUGUCCGAUGGAGCCACUCACGAGGCGGUGCACCUGCUCUGUCGCAUGUUGGUCUUUGACCCGGCGAAACGGAUCUCCGGCAGCGACGCCCUCUCCCACCCGUACCUGGACGAGGGCCGGCUGCGGUACCACACCUGCAUGUGUCAGUGCUGCUACUCGGUGCCCAGCGGGCGCGUCUACACCCGCGACUUCGAGCCGGUCGCCGAGGUCCCGUUCAGCCACAGCUACGAGAACAGCCUGCUGUCCGUGUGGCAGGGCAAAGAGCUGAUCCACCGCUUCAUCACGGAGCACCAGCAGGGCAAACGGGUGCCGCUGUGCAUCAACCCUCAGAGUGCUGCGUUCAAGACCUUCAUCAGGUCCACGGCAUGGCACUCCUCCAAGGUGUCCAGGAAGGAGGAGAGAUGAACUCCUCUUCCUCACGAGGAGGCGCGACGCCGGAGUUCCAGAAAAAGAUUUAAUCUGCCAUGAAAAUACCGAAGACUUUGGGUCAUAUUUUUAUUUGUAUUUAUUUUUUACUUUGCCCAGCCGAGCUCCUCCUCGUCGUUUAGUUCGACUUCGAAUAUGAAAACUAGCGCUUCACUUUUCUAAACGGCUGACGCUUUGUUUCCGGUGCUGAAUAAAAAAAAUAAACAUAAAAAUGUAAACGCUGCUGAAGAGCUCGAGGAAAAAGAAAAGAGGAACUCGGUACUUAUCGAUGUUAGUAGAGUUAAGAAAUAACGCUUUUAAUUUAAUUUUUUUUAAAGUCAUUCCAGCCGAUGUGGUUUUAUUUUAUUUCAGCUGCAUUUGAACGCUCACUCAGCGUUAAUAAUGCAGUUUAACAGAUGUAGCAGGUUUUAACCCCGCCCCCAACGAAGGAAACAGGAAGUCAUUCCUCCACGUUUUUAAACUAAACUGUUUUAUUUUGAAAUUCACAACAGGAAGGUGACAGAAUUACAAGCGGAACGUCUCUGAAUGUUUGAGAUUGAAGUCGUUUGUUUUUGAGCAGAAAAGGAAGUCAAUUUAGAGAAAACAAUCAUUUACACGAAACAAUAGGUUUUUUAAAUUUUUAUUUGUAGAGAUUUUUUUUUCAUUUUAGAUAUUUAAAUUUUUCUUUUUUAUGAAUUUAAAUCUUUUCUAUUAAAAAAGAAAAAGUCCGAAUGUUCUGGACUUUUUAA
Molecule: messenger RNA, 3121 nt
Organism: Cyclopterus lumpus (lumpfish)
Lineage: Eukaryota; Metazoa; Chordata; Actinopteri; Perciformes; Cyclopteridae
Gene: nlk1
Product: nemo-like kinase, type 1
Exons: 12
Coding region: 945-2372 (475 amino acids)
Biological process (GO): intracellular signal transduction; protein phosphorylation
Cellular component (GO): nucleus; cytoplasm
Molecular function (GO): ATP binding; MAP kinase activity
Source: RefSeq, a predicted model, not a curated record